Molecule: messenger RNA, 3639 nt
Organism: Epinephelus fuscoguttatus (brown-marbled grouper)
Lineage: Eukaryota; Metazoa; Chordata; Actinopteri; Perciformes; Serranidae
Product: high-affinity choline transporter 1-like
Exons: 9
Coding region: 108-1790 (560 amino acids)
Biological process (GO): choline transport; acetylcholine biosynthetic process; transmembrane transport
Cellular component (GO): plasma membrane
Molecular function (GO): choline:sodium symporter activity
Source: RefSeq, a predicted model, not a curated record
GGAGCAGUCGACCCAGAGGACGGAGGCUGAGGGGGAGCAGCCGCCAGAGAAUCCGAACGUGGAGUCAUUUGGACAUCAGCGAGUGAAGAAGACAGUCAGCGUCUAUCAUGGCUGUCAACAUCCCCGGAGUGAUAGCCAUGGUGUUUUUCUACCUGCUGGUCCUCGGGACCGGCAUCUGGGCUUCUUUCAAGUCCAGAAGGAAACAGCAGAAAAAUGCAGCGUCUGGAAUGGAGAUGACCCUGCUGGGAAACCGCAGCAUUAACUUGGUGGUGGGGAUCUUCACAAUGACAGCUACCUGGGUCGGAGGAGGCUACAUCGUUGGAACAGCUGAGAUGAUAUACACGCCCUCCAUGGGACUGAUCUGGGUGGUCGUGAUGAUACUGGCGUUCAGCUCAUGUUUUGUUAUCACUGGUUUGGUGUUUGUGAAGCCGAUGAGAGAAAAAAACUGCCUGACGAUGUUGGACCCUUUUCAUGUCAAGUAUGGAAAAGAACUGACAGCUGGACUGAGCGUGGCUCCGAUUGUUAGUGAUUUGCUCAUGGUGACGGCAACACAGAUUGGUUUAGGAGGAACCAUGAGUGUGGUCCUGGAUAUGCCUUACACUGUGUGCAUUUGGAUCUCCGCUGCGGUCGCCAUUACCUACACACUGCUGGGAGGUCUCUACUCUGUGGCCUACACAGAUAUUAUACAGCUUGUGCUCAUAUUCGUCAGCCUGUGGGUGUGUGUUCCCUUCGUCCUGAUGAACCCACACUCCUUGGACAUUGGGCAGACAAUGAUGAACAACACCUUACACGCUCCCUGGAUUGGCACACCGGGGUCGGAAAAGGCCUGGAUAAUGAUUGAUCAGUUCUUAUUCUUUGCACUGGGGAGUGUGGGAUACCAGUUUGUCCAUCAGAGGACCUUGUCGGCAUCUUCCACAUCCACAGCCAAGAUCUCCUGCUUUGUUGCUGCUUUCAUGUUGCUUGUAUUUGGGACACCUCCCAUACUGCUUGGGGCAACUGCUGCAUCCACAGACUGGAACCUGACCUCCUAUGGUUCUCCAUCUCCAUACGAACGUGGGCAAGCGGCCUUAAUUCUGCCCAUCACCCUGCAGCACCUCACCCCGCCCUUCGUCUCCAUUAUUGGCAUUGGAUGUGUGGCUGCUGCCGUGAUGUCAUCUGCUGACUCUCUGAUGCUCUCUGCAGCUUCUGUCUUCUCCUCCAACAUAUACAAGAACAUCCUGAGGCCUCGGGCCUCAGACAGAGAGAUCCAGUGGGUGAUCCGUGCCUCUGUGUUGGUGGUAGGCUUGGUGGGCACAUCACUGACCAGCCUGCAAAACAGCAUGUUAGUUUUUCUGUUCAUUUCCAACGAAGUGGCCUACAUCGUAAUGUUCCCUCAACUCGUCUGCAUCCUCUUCUUCAACAUCUCCAACGGUUACGGAGCUAUCAUGGGCCUCCUGGUGGGAUUUACACUGAGACUGCUCAGUGGAGAACAAACGUUAGGAUUAGAGCCAGUCAUACACUUCCCAGGAUGCACUCUUGAGGACGGUGUUUAUAUCCAGUACUCUCCAGUGAAAACCAUCUCCAUGCUGUCUGGCUUUGUCGCCAUCUUGUUGUUCUCCUACCUUGCGUCUGUGCUCUUCAACAAAGGCCUGCUUCCUGAGAAGUGGGAUGUGUUCAACGUGAAAGUGCAGAACUCGCCACAGCCACUGACACAGAAAGAUGACGGCGCAAAAUAUAAUGAGAGGGAGAAACUGGAUAUAAACAACUAUCAGACGGAGGCGUCAGAGCCAAUGAUUAACACGAGCUGUUAGUGUUUCUGUGUACAGUAGAAUCUGUUUCCUGAAACAUUAAAUACACCAAAUACAAGUGUACAGCUCAAAGUAUAUCACUCUGGAGACUCCUGCAUUCAAAGGAUUUUUCUUUUACUGAUCAGAUCAUCAUAAUUUUUAUUUGCUCUGAGAACGUUUGGAGUUCAAGACACCCAAGGAGGAUCCUUUGGAGGUUUGAUGGUGGUGGAAGGAGCAUGCUAACAUGUUUCCUAACCUGGCAGUGAUUGAAUGUUUUCACCAUCCAGUCAAAGAGACGUCCAAUUCAAGAACGGAGAACCAGCUUCAUGUGAGGGACUGGAGCCUGGGGGGGGGGUUUGAUCACGGGUCGGGUCGGGUGGCAGGACUUUUAUUAACAGGUGUGGGCAGGUGCGGGUUGUCGAAAGUGGACCCUUGCAGACUCUCUGCUACAGUUGGCCUUUGGGACAAAUCGGCAGCAAGGUGUAAUGACUAAUAUAUAAGUACCUCUUUGUCAUUUUCAUUUAUGAUUUAUAGGCUCCUUUGUGUUUGUUGUUGGUAUUUUCUCUGUUGUACUGAUAUUGAUUUAUUCUUUUAUUUCAUUUAUUCCUUUUCAGUUUUCCAUAUUUUGGCUUCAAAUUCUACAACAAUCACUUGCAUUUAAAUGAUGGCAAUGUUCUACGUUCAUAGCUGCAGUGGUCUUUUGUCUUCUCUGCUUGUUCCAGCUUCUUUUUAAACCUGUGCAAGAAUUAUAUUUCACACAAGAAUGAACAACAACAUGGCUCGUAUGAUGACCAAAUGUCCCAGUGUUGUCUGCAUCAGCCAAGAUAACGCUCUCAGUUUAGCAGUGCAGACUGUACGGCCAAUUUAUCUGGAUCACUUAGAUAGAGAUAUUCUGUGACAUGGUGUCUGUCUUCACUGAAAAUAGAGUUAUUAAAAUAAAUAAAGGGGACAUUUUGCAGAGCUGAAGGAAACGUUGAGCAGAAGAGUAUCAGAAUGAAAAAUCAACAGAAAGUUGUUUCCUCUUGAGUUGCUGUCUCUAAUUCUUCUCCCAUCUCUCACUGGGGAAGACGGUCAGCUGUUAUUUUAAAUGAUCCCUCAGUGCAUGUCAGUAAAUUCCUCAGAUGCAACAAUCUGAUUUUAUGUGAUCCAAACAGCUUCACUUCCCUCUUCCUCCAGCAGAGGGCACUGCAGCUUUCUCAUUAGACAGAGAGGUGGGAGAAGAAGACCAGGUGGACGGAGAGGCGAUUAAAAACAGAGAUGAACUUCUCAGUAUCCACUGUGUGAUGCUCUGAUCCAGGGCUGUUCAAUUACAAAGUCUAUCGGGCCGGAUUUAAGAACCAGAAAAUGUCGAUGGGUCAGAUGAGCAACCUGUUGAACUUUUGUUUUAUUAUUUUAAAGAAAUGUAAAUGAAUAUAGUUAAAGUAUCAAUGUUUAUUAUUUCCCAUUUGAAAUAAUAUAUAUAUAUAUAUAUAUAUAUAUAUAUAUAUAUAUAUAUAUAUAUAUAUAUAUGUACACACACACACACACACACACACAUCUGCCAAAGGAGCAUCAUCAAUGCAGAAACUGAAUAAGAAAGAGCUAUCAGUGCACAGAAGUGUAACAGGUGGCAUUAACACUAACAUGGAAUUUAUACUUCUGUGUUAAAUUGACGCCGUAGCUGCAGCGUAUGCUCUGCAUCAACAUGGAGCCUACACUGUAGCCCGACGUGCACCUCCCCAGAAAUGUAACUGCACAGUGUCACAGUGACGCAGACCUCCUGUCUGUCUCUGUAAGCUGAAACCAUUUCCCUCAGUGGAAACAAAGCUUUGAUUUACUUUAAUUUCACAGACAAGAAACAAUAAAUUGUGAAGACAAUAAAGCCUCCACUAAA